This is a messenger RNA of Culex pipiens pallens (northern house mosquito), 10951 nucleotides long. RefSeq names its product dedicator of cytokinesis protein 9 (gene Ziz). The coding region runs from base 783 to 7409 and encodes 2208 amino acids. Gene Ontology annotation, biological process: small GTPase-mediated signal transduction; positive regulation of GTPase activity. The transcript has 12 exons. Gene Ontology annotation, molecular function: guanyl-nucleotide exchange factor activity. The record is from RefSeq and is a predicted model, not a curated record. NCBI's taxonomy places the organism in Eukaryota, Metazoa, Arthropoda, Insecta, Diptera, Culicidae.
GUCGUCUACGGACUUUUUUUUUCGCUAUCACUGUCUUAAUUUUCUAGAGAUUUUCAUUGUUGGGAGUCGUUGUGAACAGGACGUGCAUUGUCGCGUUGGGGGAGGAUUCGCAAUUGCUUGGUUCGGGAGGAGCCUGCAGGAUGGGAUAUUCGCGAAUCAAAGUGGAUUUUCGGGCGUUUCUGUUGGAAUAUUGGUGAAACGAGUGAAAUUUACUGAAUAAUUUACGUGCGAUUGUGAGUGUGUGUGUGUCGGUGAAGUGUGUCUGGUGCAUCUCAUCUGGUCAGAUCCAGUCAGAAAUUCUUUCUUCUCGUGUGUCUUGUUCUCGUGCGGAGUUCAUCGAGAGGAUUCGUCAGGCAGGCCGUUACUCCUGGGUUUAUGCAACCCACCAACCUACACAUAGAAAGAAUCCUUCUUGAGGAUGUAUUGGUGUUCCAGAUGCUCCUGUUUUGUUGAUAGUGGGUGAUGUGUGAUGAUGCAUAACAACCAGUUGUGGGGUGUUUGUCUAGAAGAGUGUACGGUGAAGUCCUGCGGGAUAAAAAAGGAUAUCCGCUCCUGACACUGUCAGGAAUCCCGACCUUUCUUCGCGAAGAAGAGUAAUGAGGAUGCUGCAGUGGUCCAGCCGGUGAAACGAAAAGUGAAAAGGCCCUGAAUCUGGCCCCUGGCCAGACGACCAGAAGGGCAACCUAGCUAUACCAGCUUUCACAUGUCGUUACGAAAGUGAUCAAUCAGAAAAGUGGUGAUAAUUAAAAAACCAACGCAGAAGAAGAGUAUCAGUGGACACGAUGACAGAAAGAAAGUUUACCCGAGGGUUGAACAAGCCCGGGAUGGCCGCCCAGCUGAGGGAGAACAUCUCGCAGGUUGUACGUGAAUCUGCUUCACUUAGCAAACCUGUCCUGGUGGAGCCGAUCGACUUCGAAGGAUUCAUCGCGAAAAACAAAACCCUCAUCCAGAACGAUCCGCAGCGCGAGCUGCUGCUGUACCCGAGCGACGACGUGACGGAAGUGACGCUGCCGAAAAAGUUCCGCACCGUUACGAGUAACAUUCCGAGCUUUUUCGCUCUCCCAAGUGUCCCCAGUUCACCCAGCAAUGGCGCGGCCAACGGGAACAACCACCCGUCUUCUCCACAAACUGCGGGGAAAGCCGCAACUCCUCCCGGCGGGGGAAACCUGCAAGGUCACCUGCUGACCCGCCAGGCCUUGCACACCUACGAAUCCGCCAACCAUCUGAUACACUACAAAUACAGCGCUUACGGAGGAACUUGCCUCGAUCUGCCACGAAUAUCCCCCGCAAACGAGCUCAAGGAGGAGCUGUACGAAAUCGACACCGACCAUGAGGUGAUCUCCGAGCAGAUGAGCCGCUCCCAGGCGGACACAAUCACCAAGCAGGGCUACCUCCUCAAAGGCCCGGACACCAACUCGGACCGCAUGUUCGCCCACAUCGGCUCAAAGUCGUUCAAACGGAGGUACUGCUACCUGCGGCAGGAAAUCGACGGCACGUACAUCCUGCAGCUGCACAAGGACGAAAAGCAACCGGAAGCGAAGACCACGAUCGUGAUGGACUUUUGCACCGAGGUCGUUACGAAUCCGAAAAAGGGCCGCCACUGCUUCGAGCUGCGGAUGAACGCCGGCCAGCACAAAUCGGUCACGUUGGCCGCCGACGACGAGGCCGAAAUGGACGACUGGGUGCGCAAGAUUUCCUCCGUAAUAGCCCAGAACAAGCUGCAGGAGGACAAACGAGCGGCAUCGCUUGAGCGAACGGCCGCGCCACCACCCCCGGCCAGUCCCUGCUCGGCCAUGAUGUACGGAACGUUGAAGGGCCUGGAGCAGAGCAUGAACCCGCAGCUGAUGAAGUACGGUCGUGAAACGGAUAUGUCUAUUGGGCAGGCACGGAAGGAGAACCGCCGACGGUUGUUUGGAGCGUAUCAGUUGCAGCACUUUCCGGCCGGGUCCAAAGUGGCCACCGCCAGCAGCAUAGGAGGGAAGGUGGACGGGGUCGAGCCGUACCGGGAACAGUUUGGCCAGCGGAUUCUGGUGCGCUGUGAUUCGCUCAAGUUUCGGCUGCAGGCACCGAUUGAGGGUGCGGCGGCAACGGCGAAUGGAGGUCAAACGACCGCCAAUGGAGACAGUGAACCGGCGCUGUGUCAGCUCGAACCCUACCUCACCUCGGUGGCCCUGUACGACGCCAAAGCGAACCGAAAGCUCACCGAGAGUUUCUACUUCGACCUGAACAAGGAGCACGUACGGGACAUGCUGACCGCGAGCUGUGACUCCGCCAAGCCACAGUGCACCUCACCCAAACCGACGACCAAAGCUCACGGCCAGCAAAACGGUAAUGGUACGCUGGCCCGGCACGGCAAGACCCGUUGCGACGGUGCCGAGUUGUGUCCGGAGCUGAGCCGGGAGUGGCUUGCGAAGGCUAGAAACGCGAUAUUCAGCGUCACGACGCCACAUUCGGACAUUUUCGUGGUGGUGAAGAUCGAUAAGAUCCUACAGGGGGCGAUCAAUCCGGCGGCGGAACCGUACUUGAAGGCAACGAAGGACAUUAAGAUACUGACGAAGCUGCAGAAGACGGUUCGGCAGUACGCGGCAAAGUGCGGCCACUACCGGAUGCCGUUCGCGUGGGCUGCCAGGCCUCUGUUUCGGCUGUACAGCCACGAUCUGGACACGUCGUUUGACUUUCCGGCGAUUUAUCGGCAGGAGGGAGCGCGGUUAAAGGACGAGGAGUUGCUGAAGCUGCUGGCGGAGUACAGAAAACCGGACAAGUUUAGCAAGCUGACCGUGCUGCCGGGGUCGCUGAAGAUCUACAUCGAGGCGCUGAACGAGCUUCCACCAAAUUGUCUAACAACCACCCUGGCCCCGUUGAAACCGUUCCCAUUGCCUCCGACCGCCCCGGGUCCCACCCUGGAGAUGAGCGAGUUCCUCAGCACCUCCGAGCAGCACCUGCAUCCGUACGCUACCUUCGUUCACCACAUGUACGUUUACCCGUUGCACUUGAACUACGACAGCCAGAAGAUCUUCUCCCGAGCUCGUAACAUUGCCGUAAUUGUAGAACUGCGCGACUCGGACACGGCCGACGCCAAAUCCGUUGAGUGCAUCUACGGCCGCCCGGGCCAGGAAACGCUAGUCUCCCAGCAGUCCUGUCCGGUGCUGCACCACAGCACCGCCCCCACCUGGUACGAGGAGAUCAAGCUGCGGCUGCCGCUGCGCAUCACGGCCCAGCACCAUCUGCUGUUUUCGUUCUUCCACGUGUCGUGUAACAUUGCCAAAAAGAAGGACCUGGCGUCGGGGACCAGCGCCGAGACGCCCGUCGGGUACGCCUGGCUGCCGCUGCUCGCCAAAGGAAAGAUGAACAUCGAGGAGCAGUGCCUAGCGGUGGCGGCAUCGCUGCCGGUGGGCUAUCUGUCGAUACAGCCGCUGGGACUGGGCAAGGGGCAGAACUCCGGGCCGGACAUUCAGUGGAUCGACAACCAGCGACCGAUCUUCACGGUCGGCUUCCGGCUCGACUCCACGGUCAUCACGACCGAUCAGCACCUGCACAAUCUGUUUGUGCACGCGGAACGGUUGCUCGAGCAGCCCAAAACCGCCGCCCAGCCGGCCGAGUCGGAAACGUGCAAGAUCUUGAAGGCUGCCCACGCGAUUCACAUCAGCUCGUUGAUAUCGUUUCUGCCGACCAUUCUGAAUCAGCUCUUUACGCUGCUGGUCGCGACGAGCAGUGAGGAAAUUGGGCUGAACAUCAUACGGUUACUCGUGAACGUGUUUCACAUGCUGGCUGAGGAAGCGAAGCGGAAGGAGCUUCUUACUUCUUACGUGCGUUAUGUUUUUCGUAUUGAGGGAUUUCCCGUGAACGGAUGUUCGCCGACCUCGCAGCAGGUCGCUACGGUUCACGGAGAGCUGUGUCGUCAUUUGCCAACGCUGCUGCAUCCGAACAAUACCGAUUUCUUGCUGGUGAACAAGUUUAUGAAGUUUUCCGGGAUAUUCUUUGACAUCAUCAUCAAGAGCAUGGGACAGUUCUUGCUGUCUACCGGACGAAUCAAGAUGCAGCGUAAUGAGCGGUUUCCCAAAGAGUACUCGACACGCAUUGAGUCGCUCUUCCACGUGUUGAUACCUUACCUCAACUCGCGCCACAAGGAUCUCCCGAUGGAGACGGAACAGCUGAACCAAAGCUUGGCCGUGUUUGUGAAACGCUGCCUCUCCUUCAUGGACCGGGGCUUCGUGUUUCGGUUGAUGCGCAUCUACAUGGACCGGUGGGGACCGGGAGAUUCCCGCAUCCUUCAGGAGUACAAGUUUGCGUUUAUCCGGGAAAUCUGCUCCCACGAACACUACAUUCCACUGAACUUGCCAUUCCUGUUGAGCCCGAACAAUCGACCGCCGGACUUGCUGCAGCAGUUUUGUCUGUCGGAAGAUUUCUGUAGACAGCACUUCCUGGCGGGAUUGCUGCUGCAGGACGUCAAGAGUUCCCUCAAUGAAAUUAGUCACAUUAGGAAGCUUGGGCUGACGAUCCUGAAGGACUUGCUCGCGAAGCACGACUUGGACGAUCGUUAUCAGAACAAAGGUCAGCUUAGCCGAAUAGCGCUGCUGUACGUUCCCUGGUUGGGAAUCGUCCUGGAGAACAUCAACCGCAUCUCAGAUGGUCUGGAGAAAAAGAAGCACGACUCCGUCGGCACAAACCGAAUCUCCUGCAGCAGUAGUUACGUGUUCGCCCGGGAAUCAACAACGACGGUCAUCCCAUCCACGGUCACAUCCCAAACCAGCACCCCAAAGUCACGCAGCAAUAGAGUUACGCUCCACUUAGACUACCCGAGUCCGAUACGCUCCUCCCUUCACCUCAAAGACACCAGCUUCCUGUCCGCGAUCGCCGGUCAAACAUCGCUCUCCAACGGUCACUCGACCACAUCGCUCAACUCCGACUGCUCGACGCUGUCCCACGACGGGACGGUGGUAAUACGGCACAGCGAAACGAACGGCACAUCCGGCGGCCGACCUAGUCACGCUCGCUCGAUCAGCGUAACGCAACCGACGAUGAUCCAGCGCACGGACAAGUUCACCCCGGCCGAGACCAAAGACAUGCUGAUCAGCUUCCUGUUUGUGGUGAAGCACCUGUCGCCGGACCACAUGCUCGCCUGGUGGCACAACUGUACCGAGAGUGAAACGGUGCAGUUCUUCACGGUGCUGGAUCUGAGCCUGCUGUACUUCCGGUAUGUCGGCAAGAAGAACAUCCAGGUGCAGGGCGAGAUUGGGAACGACGCAAAGUCCAGCAAAUCAGCGAAGGCAAGUACGCUUCCGGCGAGGAUGAUGCCACCGAACAGUGAGUCCGCGAACUCGUUCGAUUCCGGUACGCUGAAUCAUCCCCAGACUCGGGAGAAUCUCGUGGAGGAAACGGUGCGGCUGCAUCGAGCGCUGUGCGAGUCGAAUCUCGCGACGGAAAUCGGUUUGACAAUUCUGGACUGCUUGGGUCUCUACUCGAUCCAGUUCCGGGAUUCGAUGCAGGACAGUUCGGUGCUGCCGAAGGUAGCUCGAGUCUACCUGCGAUUCUUACAACUCGGUCAAUCCGAGUCCCUCUCCAAGCACGUGUUCGCCGCUCUCCGAGCGUUCAUCAACAACUUUUCGCACGCCCUGUUCAAGGGCAACGCCAUCCUUUGCGGCCAGCUGGUCUACGAACUGCUCAAGUGCUGUGAUAGCCGAUUGUCUAGUCUGCGGCAGGAGGCCUGCGCCGUGCUGUACCUCCUCAUGCGCUCCAACUUUGAGUUCAGCGGCCGAAAGGGCCUCACCCGCGUUCAUCUCCAGGUCAUCAUCUCCGUGUCCCAAAUGAUCGGUAACGUAAUCGGCCUCAACAACGCCCGCUUCCAGGAGUCGCUCUCGAUCAUCAACAGUUACGCUACAAGCGACAAGGCGAUGAAGGGAAGCGGGUUCCCGAUGGAGGUCAAAGACCUCACGCGGCGCGUCCGCACCGUACUCAUGGCUACCGCCCAAAUGCAAGCCCACCACAUGGACCCGGAACGCCUGCUAGAACUUCAACACUCCCUAGCCAACUCGUACGCCUCCACCCCGGAACUCCGCCACACGUGGCUCGUAACGAUGGCGCGCAACCAUGAACAAAACGGAAACAUUUCGGAAGCUGCCUGCUGUUACCUCCACAUCGCAGCCCUAAUCUCCGAGUACCUGCGACUCAAAGGUUGCUGCUCGGUGGCGUACGGCGCCGAGUCGUUUGCCAAGAUAUCGCGCAACAUCCCGCGGGACGAGCGCGGUCUCAAGCUGGACAGUGGAGCGCAGGACUCGCAGUACACGGAGCAGUUGCUGCUGGAUCAGCUGAAGGAGUGUGCCGCGUACCUGGACCAGGCUGAGCGGCUCGAGUGUUUGGGCGAGCUGUACCGGUUGAUUGUGCCGAUACUGGAAGGGCGGAGGGACUAUCCGGGGUUGGCGCAGUGUUAUCAACAUUUGACGCAGGCGUACAACCGGGUGAUUGAGUUCAACAAGACUGGGAAACGACUGCUGGGGCGGUUCUUCCGGGUUAUCUACUAUGGACAGGCUUACUUCGAAGACGAAAACGGCGUCGAGUACGUGUACAAGGAACCGAAGGUGACCUCGCUGAGCGAGAUCUCCGAGCGGCUAGCCAAACAGUACCGGGACAAGUUCGGCAGCGAUCACGUCAAGAUGAUUAUGGACUCCUCGCCGGUUGACGCUUCAACUCUCGACCCCAAGCUGGCCUACAUCCAGGUGACGCACGUGACGCCCUACUUUUGCAAGGACGAGCUGGAGAUCCGGCAGACCGAGUUCGAGCAGAACCACGACGUGGACACGUUCAUGUUCGAGACGCCGUUCACGCCGAAUGGGGGUGCGCGCGGCUCGGUUGAGGACCAGUGGAAGCGGCGGACCGUGUUGACCACUCAAUACAGCUUCCCGUACGUGCUGAAGCGCAUUCCGGUAAAGGACCGGCAGUCGUUCGAGCUGAGUCCGAUCGAAGUCGCGAUCGACGAGAUGCAGGCCAAGAUGGGCGAACUGGAGGAGGUCGUCCUAGGGCCGAUCGAUGCCAAGAAGCUGCAGCUCAGGCUGCAAGGUUGCGUGGCCGUUACGGUCAACGCAGGACCGCUGGCGUACGCGUCGGCGUUUUUAGAUCCGAAAAAUGGCGCCAAAUACCCCGCCGACAAGGUCGAGGAUUUGAAGGAUGUAUUCCGUGACUUUGUGCGCAUUUGCUACACCGCGCUGCAGAUCAACGCGAACGUCAUCUGCUCGGACCAGCGCGAGUACCACAACGCGCUGCACGAGAACUACGAGGCCCUGUGCUCGGCGCUCAGCGAUCUGCUGGGCGAGUUUGUGUACCCGCUGGACGACAGCAACAACAACGCUCACCGCCAUAGUCUUGCCUUGUUCUCCGCCAUCAGUGGCGCGCCGAACAACUCCAGCACCGCUUAGGGAGUAGGGGGCUCAGGAAUUUAGGCAAAACGACGCACAACUAGCUAGAAUUUGGGGAAAUUUACACACAGCAUAGCAAAAUUUUCAAAGAUGUUAGAAAGAAAAAUACGGCUUCCAAAUCGUUUGCACACAAUCUUCUCACUUGGUUUCUCAGACUCGCGUGGCUUCCUCAAAGCCCCACUCUGUAUUUAUACUCUGUACGAUAUCUUAACCUAUCGCAAUUGAGAUGAGUGUUCUUGUUACAGCGCAAAACGCACAUUUUCUAGGUGUUAAAUCGUGAGUAGGAAAAAAACAAACCUAACGCAAAAUUGUAACUUUAAUCGAUUGUAGAUCAAAAAUAAAAAUCAUACUUCAAGCGGAAUUUUUGAGCUUGGUUCGGUCGCCAACGCGAUCGAACCUUGCAGGAGAAAAUUUCUCAAAUUGGAACUUACCUCGCAUAACUUAGUUUCAGUUUUACCCGGUCCUGGUGGGAACCAAACGCCCAAAUGGACGUGUUGAACGUGUGUGUAAUUUUUCCGCUCUGGAGCAAGCUUUUAUCUUUUCUUCUGUUUUUCCGCAGAAAAUGUUUCUGCUUUUAGUUUUUUACUCACAAUUGAAAAAGAGCAAUUUUUUUUUAGACAUCGAUAAAUGUCUUCAAGUGUUUUUGUUGGGCUGAUUUUUUGUUGAGCACGUCUGCAGUAAAUACAAAUCUCCGUACAAUUUUAUCAGAACAUUGCAAAAUUGUGACUCAAGAACGGAUUUUUCAAAUCGAUUUGGUGUCUUUGGCAAAGGCAAAGGCAAAAAAACAAGCCAUAGUUUCAAUACUUCAAUGAAAAAAUGUUGUAAUAUGCAUUAUUAACAGGAUGGACACUAAAGUCAGAAAUUCGAGAUUUGAAUUUGAGAUUUUUUGACAAAAUGUCUGAAAUCUAUGCGUUUGAGAACUAACUUUUUAUUCUUAAAUAAUUUUUAAUCUUUUGCACAAUUUUCAAAUCAAUUGUACUCAAUUAGUUUUGAGCACUCAACUCAAUAUUUAAGCACAGACAGAUUAUUUAAGGUUCCUUUCACUAAAGGAGGUAUAAGACUAAGACAAACAAAUAAAUAAAGCCAAAUAUGCAGACUGACGUUUCUGCAAACAGAUGCAGGCAAACAAACAAAGCAGGUAAACUGUCAAAAAGUGCGAUUUUAUUUGUCAUUGUCUAAUAUUUACCUGCCUAACUUUACUUUCCGAAUAUAUGAAAAAUUGUUAAAAAAAAUUUUCUUUACGAAAAUUUCUCCGAAAAGCAAAACUUGAUUUUGCAUUGAAGGAAAUGUAAACAUGAAAUUAACUGAUAACUUGAUAAACCAACAUUGUUUUUUAAAAUUAAAUUUCAUAAUCCAAAAUAUUAAAUGGAAACUUGUUUUUUUUUUUCAAAUAAUAACUGUUGCCAUAUGUAAGCGUUCGUGGUAAAAAUUAUAAAAAACAAGCUCUUCCCGGCAAACUUCGUCUUGCCCUUUUUUAGUUUCCUGACGUUUCUUGCUUGUUUGCCUAUUCAGCCUCCUGUGAUCAAAAUUUGAUUUUACGUAACUUUUCUCAUACAAUCUGCAGAUUUUUCGGAAUCGGUUCCAGAGUGGCCAAAGUUGUAACUUUUUGGCGUAAGAACCUUCCUUGGACUUAUACGGACCCAACGCAACAAAGAGCACCUCGAUCCGACGUUCCGUGUUGAAUUGAUUCGCGUUCGAACAAAACCGUCGAAAUUUUUUAUAUAUAUAGAUAGAUAAUUUCAAUUUUUUGUCAUCCUUUCUUUCCACUUCUUACCCGAAAAAAAAACUUUAUGUUUGGCAAUUUUCAAAAUGAACCUUGAAAAAUUAUUUUUUAAGCUUUUAAAUAUUAGAUUUUUUUUUUGAAUUUCGAAAAGAGGGCGACAAAAAUUAAGAAAAUCAUUUGCAAUGGCCUAUUUUCGAUUUGCGCAAAACACAUUUUUGGCAAAAAAAAAUCAUCUUUUCUAGAGGCUCAACCAGACAUAUUUUUAUGUAUAGCUCAGCAUGUGCAAACAAAUGUUUGGCAGUGAUGCCAUUAUUUUUGAAACAUUAUUUUGUAAAAACAUUGAAAACACGUCUGACAAAAAAAAUGUGAAAUUGAUUUUUUAGUCGAAUCACAAUGUAAAAAAUUGCUGGAAUUGUGUUUUUAGGCAAAUCCUUUUCUGUGAUAAAAAGUGGAAUUCAAAAAAAAUAUUUUUUUAAAAGGUUUUCCCUAAGACUCCAAAAUGUUAAGAAAUUUGGUUCUCUAAGUAUAAAUUCCAGAGUAAAAGAUAUGUAUGGACAACUGUCAAAUCUGUACAGAAACUUGUAUGAAUAAUUCAAUGAUUCAAAGAUUAGUCUAAAUAAAAAAAAACAUGCAAAAUAAAAUAAAAUGCUGAUUUGUGGGGGAAAUUUUUGCGAGUGAAUGCAAUUUUUAUGAAGGUAAGAUAUUUUUAUGAUCUCAGAAAAAAUAUAUUUUUCUAUAGCCAGCUGCUAUAAUUUCACGUAUAUUGUGUAUGGACAAACUAAAGAUGCCAAAUCGACUUUUAAGUCAAUAAUGACAGUACUCACAAUUUUUCAGCCAAACAAAACCAAAUUAAAAACUCAAUAAAAAAAAUGUUCUUGGUAGAAUUGCUCAAAACAUAAAAAUAACAGAUUAUAAGGUGACAUUGAUGAAAUCAACAAAUUAGUAAAACAAAAAUAACAAAAAUCAUCGAAGACUGCAAACAUAAACCGAACUCAAAUUAACUAUCUAACAUCACAACACUUUACAACUUUUAUAAGAGCACUGUUUUAUUGGAUAACUCCAAACUAUAACACCGAAUUGAAUCUCAACCAACAACUCGUUUAAAUUACAAACUAGAGAGAAUACCAAGAUCUUCUUCCACUCGAAACAGUAGAGAAAAAAGUCUUAACAUAACUUUGUUUUGAUUUCGUAAAUUUUCGAAAAACAUCACAAUUUACUAGUCAAUAAAACUUGGGUGUAAAUUUAUGCUCCUCUUUUGUUUGCCAAAAGCUACCGCUGUACAUCGCUUCUCUUCUUUCCUCUUCUCAGACACUAUUGUAUAUUAGUAAUUGUAUAAUUGGUAAUUUAAAACGCGCUAAGAUUGUUGUUUAGUUAUCUCGCAAUGUGCAUCAGAAUGACUGUAUUAUAUUGUUAUAUCCAACACUGUGUAAUGGUUAUGUUUCAAUGUUUUCAAAGAAAAGUAAAACUGCUAAUGUUUUUAAACUUCGUUCGUCACUAUACAAGCUCAAGCUUAUCGAAUCUAUGCAUACGCUGGUACAGUUAAUGGUGUUAAAACAACAUAUAAAUUAUUAGGGCAACACACCUCAAUAGAGUUUAAGUAGGAAUCUUUUGACCCACAUACAAUAUACACAAAUAGCUACAAAAGCAAAUAAAAAAAAUCAACUGUUUAAUCGUUGAAUCUCUGACAAAACCCGAAAAUAACCAACUUUAAAUAAAACGCAACAUGAUUAAAUAACCCUCACUGUGUUAAAGGCAAAAACAACGUUGUACUCAGAAAAAUACGAAUAUCGAAUAAAUAGUCAAAUAAAUUCAACUGCAA